This is a messenger RNA of Helianthus annuus (common sunflower), 983 nucleotides long. RefSeq names its product peptide deformylase 1A, chloroplastic. Bases 29 to 805 code for a protein of 258 amino acids. Gene Ontology annotation, cellular component: mitochondrion; chloroplast. Lineage: Eukaryota; Viridiplantae; Streptophyta; Magnoliopsida; Asterales; Asteraceae. Gene Ontology annotation, biological process: peptidyl-methionine modification; N-terminal protein amino acid modification. The record is from RefSeq and is a predicted model, not a curated record. Gene Ontology annotation, molecular function: peptide deformylase activity. The transcript has 4 exons.
CACAGUCAGGUGAGCAGAUCUUCAAAGGAUGAUAGGAAUUCAACAGCUACCACUCACCGGAAAACACUCCAUACCAUUUCACACACCGGUUUCAGUUACCCGAUGCCAAUACAAACCAAUUAUAAAACCCGAGUUUAUCACCAAAAACAAAGACCGGUUUUGGAGUUCUUCAACCGGCCCGGUUCGGGCCGGUUGGUUUCUUGGGCUGGGUGAGAAAAAGAAAGUUACAGAUUUGCCUGAGAUUGUCCAGGCUGGUGACCCGGUUCUUAACGAACCCGCGCGAGAUGUUCGACCCGAUGAGAUCGGGUCGGAGCGGGUUCAGAAGAUUAUUGAUGAUAUGGUGAAGGUUAUGAGGGGAGCACCUGGGGUUGGCCUUGCUGCUCCCCAAAUUGGUAUUCCUUUAAAAAUUAUUGUGUUGGAGGACACUGAAGAGUAUAUUGGGUAUGCACCAAAGGAAGAGAUUAAAGCUCAAGACAGACGUUCUUUUGAUCUUUUGGUGAUUAUAAACCCGAAUCUUCAAAAGAAGGGAAACAAAUCAGCACUGUUUUUCGAAGGCUGUUUGAGUGUUGAUGGAUAUAGAGCAAUGGUUGAGAGGUUUCUAGAUGUGGAGGUAACGGGCUUGGACAGAUACGGUCAGCCUAUAAAGGUGAGUGCUUCAGGCUGGCAGGCCCGAAUUUUACAGCACGAGUGUGAUCAUCUAGCAGGGACACUGUAUGUUGACAAAAUGGUUAAACGGACGUUUAGGACUGUGGAGAAUCUGCAGUUGCCUUUAGCUAAUGGCUGCCCUAAGCCUGGCGUUCGGUAGCAUUAUAGUUGGAUGCUUUUGCCCAAUGUACUGCAAUUUAUGCAGAUUUUGUAGAAGAGGAUGAAUUGUAUUUCUUCUGUAUCAUUAUUUUAAAUGUAGCUUUCAAAAUCAUAUUUGUAAUACUAUUUAUUUACAUAAUUACAAGUGAAAGAAAAUACACGUUCAUGUGUAUAUUCAA